This is a messenger RNA of Amaranthus tricolor (Joseph's coat), 960 nucleotides long. Its product is annotated as glycine-rich RNA-binding protein 4, mitochondrial-like. The record is from RefSeq and is a predicted model, not a curated record. The transcript is spliced from 3 exons. NCBI's taxonomy places the organism in Eukaryota, Viridiplantae, Streptophyta, Magnoliopsida, Caryophyllales, Amaranthaceae. Bases 162 to 581 code for a protein of 139 amino acids. Gene Ontology annotation, molecular function: RNA binding.
AAUUCCUGGGUCCGCCACUGGUGUUGUAAGGUCUUCAACUCUUGUCAAUCCUUAUUAGAUUUGCAGUUUGCCUUGUCGUUGCCUACUCUGCUCUCCCAAUUUUUUCUCUUAUCUAACUCCCUGUCGACUUUAUUUUUCAGGGGAAUUCAUAUUGUUUAGCAAUGAACUCUUUAAAGAUAAUUGCAAGAACAACAGUGGCAGCUGUUCAUUAUCCUGCCUUCAAGAUUAAGCCUUAUUGUUCGGUGUCAUCGACUGGUUCAGGUCCAGCCAACAAUAAGCUGUUUGUAGCCGGAUUGUCAUGGUCAGUUGAUGAGAGGUCUUUGUUGGAUGCUUUUUCCAAUUUCGGAGAGGUGACAGAAGUUAGGAUAAUGUAUGAUAAGGUUACCGGAAGGUCUAGAGGUUUUGGAUUUGUUAACUUUGCGAAAGAUGAGGAGGCUAUAUCUGCUAAAGAUGCUAUGGAUGGUAAAGCGUUUUUAGGUCGUCCAAUGAGGAUUAGUUUUGCUCUUGAAAAGGUUAGAGGAGCCCCAAUUGUUGUACCUCGUAUUCGUAACAUUGAAGCGGCCUCUAGAGACGAGAAAUGAAGAGCCCAUGGGAAACAAACCUGCCAAACAGAAACAAGAGAGGGAUGAACUUCUUUUGAAGAAUCCGCCACCUAUCGACCCUGUUUUUGGCCGUUGGCUUGCUCGUGAUAUUCAGAGUGUAGAGGGUUACGCUUUAAAAAAUUUGAAAAAGUUGACACCACCAGAUCAUUACAUCGAGUUCAUGCGAUUGUAUGGAUGGUUGGACCUGGAUUUAGACGACCCGGAUUUGGCUCAUUUGUUCAAGUGAAAACCCAUCCAGGCCUAGCAUAUAUUUGAUGUGUUUGUAUUAUUGUAUAUGAUUAAUCUUGUGAGAUGAACAUUGUACUCAAAUCUGAUAGGCAUGUUUGGUUGUGUAUGUUAAGAGUAAUCAAAUAUGAUC